Molecule: messenger RNA, 3692 nt
Organism: Carcharodon carcharias (great white shark)
Lineage: Eukaryota; Metazoa; Chordata; Chondrichthyes; Lamniformes; Lamnidae
Product: lysosomal-associated transmembrane protein 4A-like
Exons: 7
Coding region: 221-1012 (263 amino acids)
Cellular component (GO): lysosomal membrane
Source: RefSeq, a predicted model, not a curated record
UAGGAGAUAGAAGCAGGAAGUGGCGAAGCUGUAAAUUCUAUCCCGGGCCGUUUAACGGGUCCCUUAGAGGGAAAGAGAGAGAGAGAGAGAGGAAGAGUGCGGUGAUAUUAAAGCUAAAGAGCCUGCCUUCUUCUCUCCACUUCAUAUGAUAUAUAUAUAUAUAUUUUUUUUUCUUCUUUUAUAAAUCCAUUGAUAACACAAAACAACAACAAGGCCGAACAUGGUCAGAUUUGUCUCCCACAUGUACCACGGGAGUCACAGAUGCCUCUUUUGCCAUGUCCGAACUGGAACCAUCAUCCUGACCGCUUCUUACACGGUUGUUUGGACAAUAAUGGCUGGAUUUGAACUGGUGAGAUUGUUCAGGCCAGAUUCAAAAGUAGAUGUCUCUAUGGUUGGUAUUCAUCUUGAAGGUGUUUUUCAUGGAGUGGAGACGUUUACAUCUCUUAUCUUUGAAGUUUUAAUGAUUUCUAUCAGUGGCUUAGGAGUUUAUGGAAUUAUUAAGUACUUUCCACAUUUUCUGACUCCAUUUAUAUGUUACCUGGUAGUGGACAUCAUCAUCUAUUGCAUAGAAGUGCUUGGCAUCUAUGUUGAACUUCCAGAAUAUAUGCACGUCAAGCAUUAUGUUCAAAAUGUGUUUUAUUUCCCAGAAAGAGAAAUUGUGGCUGAACCAGACUCCAAUAAGGCCUUGAUAACGUACAUAUGUAUAUUCCUAUGCGUUUUGCUUUUGAAGUGUUUCUUCAUCUACUCUACAUGGAAUUGCUACAAAUUUAUUAAGGAAUUGGAACAGGAGAGCAGCUUAGUCAACACUCUUCUUAAUCUUCGUUCUCGGACCCAGCCACCAGCCUAUGAGGACAUUAUGAAGUUGCCAUUAUAUGAGGAGAUUGUAAAGAAGGCACCAGAAGAAUUGCCACACAAGGAGUCUCCACCAUCCUACACAAUGUGUAAUUUACGGUGGCCAAAUGUGAACAUGUCAAAGUUCAGUACCUAUCAAAAUGUUAGCACACAGUAUUGAAUUAAGCAACAUACUGAGUUUUAGAAGCAUCCUUCAACUUUCUUUCAUAGGACUGCCAAAAACUGAUUUUAUACUUGCUAGUGAUUUUUGCGGAGUUUGUGCUGCUUGUGUAAAAUGGAAAAAUGAGGGCAUUUUGGGUUCAGUAUUAUCUGUAGUAAAUGUGAAAUAUCUAAUACUGGUCUGAAAGCUAGUGAUGACAACGCUUGUGCAUUGGAAUUAAUGCAUUGCAGUAAAGUUGAUGGGUAUUGCAUUGAACUAUUAGAUAAUGGGCUAGAUUUUCUGAAAUAGAAACAAAAAAUACUAGAAAUGCUCAGGUAUAACAUGGCUAGAUUUUCUGCUCACUGAAUAUGGAAACCAUCCCAACAUUUCUAGAUCCUUUGAAAACCCAUCAACAGGUCUUCAGGAAUGAAUUUAGAUAGAUGAUAGCUAUACACUUUCAGUUAAGAUUUUUCAAAUAGGAAAUAGCAAAAAUUUGCUUUAGUGCCACACACGUGCUUUUACCAGCUUAAAAAUUUCAUCUCCCAUCAUGUUUUACUUAUCUGAUAGUUGUAUUUUAAGAACUUUAUUGACAUUAAAGAGUACUUUUGACAGUCAUCAGAUGAUGCUCAACUCUGAAACUGCUUACCAAUGGCUUGGAUGUUAUAUAUGAUGGUGUUAUUACAAACUAAUUCAGGAAUCCUUAAGGUUUUUAACAUAAGAAUGUUUUUUCAUGGACUAACCAAUGAAUCAUCACUUUUCUAAUAUAAUGGCAGACACUGCUUUCAUCUAAUAUUUCCAGUGCAGUCACCCUUCAGUCAAAGAAUGCAUAGGUUGAUUAGACUUCUUCGCAGCAUGGUUGCAUAUAUCAGCAGAGGGUAUUUCACUGGGGUUUGACUGUAGAAGAUUCAAGCUUCAGUAGAUUCCUGUCUAGUAGGAAACGAACAAUCAGUAUUCCAACGGUGAUGAACAAUCAGUAUUCCAACGGAGAUGUAUCAGGACAGAACUUAUUUGUCACAUUGUCGAGUGGGCCCCUUAUGAUGUGUAGUUUACAUUAAACCAAUUCUAAUUACUUAGCUGAAGGUAAGCCACACUUAAAAGUAUUAUAAUACUUUACUGGCAAUGUAAAAGCUCAUCAUAUGUUUGAACCAGAUUGAAAUUAAGAUUAGCUGUCAAAUAUUUAUUCUGUUGCAAGCUAAAGAUCAGCAAGCUAAAAAUUGGACUGUCUUUUAGAUGACUUGUCUAAAUGUUGUUCCAGAGUAAUUUAUUUUCAUGUUAAUUUGGGUUAGAGAAGAGGGAGAAAAAUAAUUUCUAUGCAAAAUUUCUAAUGGAAUCAUAAACCUGUUCUUUAUACUACUUUGAUUUUGCCACAGUUAAAAAACAACAAAUUCUUCCCUCAAAAUUGAUUUAGUCAAAUCCAUUAUGAGCUUCCUUUUUAAAAAAAAUGUUGGUUUCUUUCAUUUCCAUUUGAAAGGACAAUGUAUGAAAACCUUACAAACAUGUUCAAUGUCACAUUUUUGACUUGUGUGUUUACUGUUGCAUUUUGAGGCAUGGGAUAGCUGAGGUUUUUGUAUUGCCUGUUCCUGUUUACUACUUUAAUGCUGACUGAGCAUUUUCUGUUUCUAUAUUACUGCAUAUUUACAGUGUUCUAACUGCAGUACCUGUAGUUGAGUCCAUUAUAAAAUUCCCCAUUUAUCCAUGAUAUAUAAAGCAUUUGAAAAGUGGAUUGGCUUCAAUACUAGCUGCUUGUGUUGCUUAAAAUCUACAGCUUGCAAGAACAAAAUAUGAAACAUUGAAAUGGUUAAGACCUCUAAGAUCAUUUAAGUGCACCUCUUUAAAUUUGAGUAGUAAAAGUGCAAUGUAAUCUUUCUUUGCAUUUUUAAAGGUUUACAUAACAUUUUGAAAUCUGUGGUACUUUGUUAUGGCUAAACUGUGGCAAAUACAACUGUCCUCACAUUUCUGUGCAAUCAAUAACGUAUGAUUUUUAAAGCCGGUUUUGCUUCUGUAAUUGAGAUUUUCUAUAAAUAAAUUGUACAAACAACACAAUUUUGUUUGAGUUGUUCAAAAACCUAAAUUGUUGGGAAGUUGAAGCUCAUAUCCAAUGUGAGACCCCUAUGCAAAAAUCCAUGAUAAGCUGAGGUACAUGGAGCUUUUAUCAGCACCAUCUUAUAUUAUCUCAUGAACCAUUUAGUCUCUGUUGCAAAUCUCUAAACUGAAGAAAAUGCAUAAAAGAAUUAUUUGCAACCUGAGAGCCCUUCCACCUACAACUCUAAAAAAAUCAUUUUUCUACAGGCAAAGCAGCGUGGAGUAUCUGCUUUGAGUGCCAUCGGCAAUCUGGGUGCAAGUUACAUUCAAAAUUGUUCUAAUUUUGAGAAGUGUUUACUUUCUCCUAAAUCAAUCCUUUGCAUAUCGGUGAACAUAAAAUCUGCUAUGAAUCAGUGAAAUCAGGCAGCAUUUUGUAACAUUUUUUAAAAAUUUGGUUGAAAACAUUCCUAGAUAUGUUUGAGUGGUAGCAUUCCAUUUGUGACAAACCUAUUUCCAGUUAUAUUAAGCAAAAUGUGCAUAUUUAAACCAUUGUCUAGUCCUCCACCUGUGAUUAACCUGAUUUUAAAUAACUGAAAGUGACUUUAAAAAAAUACAGAACCAUUUGCUAGUUAUUUGGUGUACAGUAUGUUUUCUUAGUAAAUUAAAAAUAUUCAGAAGA